CAUGGAGGACUCGAGAAGAGAUUCAAGCGUAAUAGCGUUGUUGCAGCUGGCUAACUAGCUACUUACCUUGCUAACUAAUAUAGCAAGGUAAUAAAAUCCAACGAUGUGUCGUAAACCUUGUGGUUGACAGCUUCGUAAUAAGGAUGCUUCGUCUACGAAACAUCGGAGCACUGCCUUGUCUGAAUAAGAUGCGUGUCUUGUACCUGGCCCACCUAAACCAGACGCUUUCCCAUCAUCCUCCCUGGACCUGCUGGAGGCUGUCCCACUGCGGGCUGCACAGGGGCUUUUGCGUGAGCUCGGACUCCCAGCCCCCUGGCAGAGCUGCCGAGGGCGCCCCGAAGCGCACAGACCCCCCCGGGCGAGGCCCCCCUCUCGCCCCCACGCACUGCUGCAUGAGCGGCUGCCACAACUGCGUGUGGAUUGAGUACGCGGAGGAGCUGCUGAAGCAUUACCGCGAUGGAGGGGAGCGGGCCCUCGCCGCCAUCGAGGAGAACGUGCACGACGAGAACCUCAAGGCCUUCCUGAAAAUGGAGAUCAGGAUGCUGAAGAAGUGAAGAAGCCCUGAGCGCUCGUUUCCAUCGGUCAGGCGCCGAAUGACUCAUCGGCCGGCCGUGUGGUUCUGUAUGAAAUUCCAUGGCAGUUUUGUAGUUUCAGUUUAAACACAUUUCAGUUUAUCAUUAUUAGUUAUGAUUAUUAAUCAUGAUGAGACAGGGAAGCAGCCAAUGAAUAAAAAUGAAGACAUUAUUUUAUUGUGCUUCUACAAGACACAGAGAAUAAAUGAUUCAGUAAAUGCGCAAACACUAAUAUGCAAACAGAUAGGACCGAUGCUGUACAUUGGCUAAGUGUGUAAGUGUGCACACGAUGGACAGAGAGCAUUACAAUCGAAACAUUUGAGGGCUGCGUGAAGAUGUUUUUUGGCUAGAAAUGUUGCUUGAAUGCUUUACUUGUGCAAUAUAUUCAAGCCACAAUUUAUCUGUUCAGAUGUUCCAGCAUUUCUGUUUGGACACUUACUGGGUUAUGUAUGCUUUUUAAGUCUGCAGUGUUUUUAGCCAGCUGUGACCAGGAGCUGGCCGUGGCGGUCAUGUAUCUUGGGUUUAAUGUUCUCCU
Megalops cyprinoides (Indo-Pacific tarpon) is the source of this 1107-nucleotide messenger RNA. It is a transcript of the gene oxld1, whose product is annotated as oxidoreductase-like domain containing 1. Gene Ontology annotation, cellular component: mitochondrion. Bases 144 to 554 code for a protein of 136 amino acids. The record is from RefSeq and is a predicted model, not a curated record. NCBI's taxonomy places the organism in Eukaryota, Metazoa, Chordata, Actinopteri, Elopiformes, Megalopidae. The transcript has 2 exons.